Molecule: messenger RNA, 2163 nt
Organism: Physella acuta
Lineage: Eukaryota; Metazoa; Mollusca; Gastropoda; Physidae
Product: octopressin receptor
Biological process (GO): G protein-coupled receptor signaling pathway; cellular response to hormone stimulus
Cellular component (GO): plasma membrane
Molecular function (GO): vasopressin receptor activity; peptide binding
Source: RefSeq, a predicted model, not a curated record
GUGACUAGCCUUGCGGUACGGCUACUCGAGGGUCCGCGACCGUUUUUUUCUUGUGUGUUGAAAAUGGAAUGAAUUAGCUGACAUGAUCAUCUACCCCGCAUCAAACAUCCGUGGCUGCUUGCUGUCCGCGGUACGACAAUGUAUCCUAAACUGAGCUAUUUUUAGACUUGUCCUAUUUUAUCGAAGCUAAAGUUAACCAUUAUGGUGAUAAUUUCAAUUACUUUAAAGUUCGGUGGCUUCAACAAUAUUUGUGUUUAAAACAAUUGAAUCAAAUGAGCAGUUUUUAACAACAAAGUUUAAGAUCUUUUUUAUUCCUGUUAGAAUUGAAUAGGAGGGAAAAGUUGCUCUGCUAUUUAAUGAAAAGGCUCGUGGCGAUCUAGCUGUGUUUUAUAGAUCUGGAACUGUGUUGAGAAUUUUAAACAAUUUUCAUGCGAACAAAAAAAUUUCAAAUAAGCUGCAUAUAUAAUGUAACGCUGGGACGCGAUUAGUGCUGAGUUGGGCUGAUAUACAGGAUACACUAAAGAUGUACAUCCAACAAAUAUAACAGGAGACACAAUAUAACAGGAGACACAAUAUAACAGGAGACACAAUAUAACAGGAGACACAAGUGACGUCACCUAAAUAUCUGAGACAGGCUCCUCCAAUCCCGCCCCCACCCCACCCCCACCAUGGCACUAGAACUAAACAUCAGCGCCCAGGACGCCCUAGUCCUGAUGCCACCCACCAGACAAGCUGUCAUUGAAAUUGAGACCAACUCUAUGCCCGGAUAUGACGUGGACCUAUUUAAGACGGUCAAUGACACUGUCGAGUUAAGCAGUUCCGAUGGGAAUGGGACCAAUAGAAGCGGUGGAAUUGAUCAUGAGCUACAGAAGCUGGAGAUAGCAGUCCAGGCCUUGAUUCUGUAUAUGGCGCUGUUUGGGAACGGGGUUGUCCUACUGGUUCUCAAACUGCGCAGACAGAAGUUGUCCCGUAUGCAGUGGUUCAUCGCUCACUUGGCAGUGACGGACAUCUUUGUGGCCAUCUCAAACACCAUGACCCACCUCAUUGAGGAGAUCACCGGAGACUUCCGGGGCAAUGACUUUCUGUGUAAACUGGUCAAAUAUUCGCAGGUGAUUGCGUUUUUCGCCUCCUCCUAUGUGCUGGUGAUGACGGCCAUUGACCGGUACCUGUCCAUCUGUCACCCACUGACCAGUCAGAUCAUGACGCCCAAACGUGUUCACCUCAUGAUCGCACUAGCCUGGCUCCUCUCACUGCUCUUUGCUAUCCCACAGCUCUUCUUGUUUCAGUUAAAGCUAGAGACAGAAGGAAAUUAUUCUGGCUGGUACCUGUGUCAGGAGACCAUGUCUGAGACGUCAUUGACAGCCUACGUCACCUGGAUGUUUCUCUCUGUCUACGUCAUACCUUCUCUUCUGCUGGCCUUCUGCUACGGCAAGAUCUGUCACGUGGUCUGGCUCAGUGUUGGCUCGAAGGAAACAGCUUCAUACAGUUCUGUCCGCCAAUGCGGGCACCACAAGAGCGCCAAAGAGUUCAGGAUGAGGGUGUCGUUUAGGCCUCAGAGGGACGGCGCCAACGGCUCUCUGGGACCACGUGACCGCCUGGACCAAUCAUCUGUCGACAAGAAACCACGUGGUCACCAGCGGGGCGUGUCCAAGUCCAAGAUGAAGACGGUCAAGCUGACCUUGUCUGUAGUCCUGUGCUACCUGUUCUGCUUGUCGCCCUUCUACAUCUGCAACAUCCUGACUGUCUACACCACCGCCGUGGACUUUGAGCAUCCUGUCGUCGUUAUAUCAAUGCUCCUGCCCUCACUCAACAGCUGCACCAACCCUUGGAUCUAUCUGGCUUUCUCCGGACGCUCCUGCCCUUGGACCCGCUCCAACCGGAAGCAGUCACGGAGCUGGGCGCCGUCCACCAACGUCACAUCCGGUGCCGACAGCCUGGAGUCCAAAACUCGCUCGUCUUUCAUCGACAUGGCACACACCAACUCGCGACACACCAGCCCUCGACCUGACGACAAGAAACUCCACCACAGUAAAUGCUGAAUGUCCUUGAUAGAUGUAUGGUGGUAAAUUGGUACACGUUUGGUGGUAAAUUGGUACACGUUUGGUGGUAAAUUGGUACACGUUUGGUGGUAAAUUGGUACACGUUUGGUGGUAAAUUGGUACA